AUGACACGCAACUCGGAAUCCCCUGAAUCACCCGAGUCGCCGUUGCCUCGAGACCGACCAAGUAUGCAGUUGCUCACACUACCCCCAUCGGGUCGCAAUUACUCUCGCAACUGCAGCAUUGCUUCAUAUCGCUCGGAGGAUGCCCUUAGCAACCUCAGUCUUGGAAGUCUUCUUCCGCCCGACUUGGAUGAUGAAAUUCUAUGCAUCCAUCUGGGGAUGUUGAUUGAUUUUGCCAUUUUUUGCGGACAGGAUUUUUUGUGGAUCUGCUUCAAAGUGGGUAGAACCCUCUCUUCCGCCCCAUAG
Messenger RNA from Hydatigera taeniaeformis, 303 nucleotides. NCBI's taxonomy places the organism in Eukaryota, Metazoa, Platyhelminthes, Cestoda, Cyclophyllidea, Taeniidae. The record is from the annotation of a GenBank genome assembly.